This is a messenger RNA of Coccomyxa subellipsoidea C-169, 573 nucleotides long. Its product is annotated as FAD-binding domain-containing protein. The record is from RefSeq and is a predicted model, not a curated record. NCBI's taxonomy places the organism in Eukaryota, Viridiplantae, Chlorophyta, Trebouxiophyceae, Coccomyxaceae. The transcript is spliced from 5 exons. Gene Ontology annotation, molecular function: oxidoreductase activity, acting on the CH-OH group of donors, oxygen as acceptor; FAD binding. Bases 1 to 573 code for a protein of 190 amino acids.
AUGGGGUGGACGCUGCCCAGCUUCGCCUGGUACAUUGAUCAGACGGUUGCCGGAGCAGUAGCGACUGGCACCCAUGGGAGCACAAUGAAGUACGGCACGCUGUCCGGGCAGGUGCUAGAGAUGGAGGUGGCAACAGCCAAUGGGACGCUGAUAACGGUCUCACCAACGUCCAACCCACACCUCUUUGCCGCACUGCAGGUCAGUGUUGGGCGGCUGGGAAUAAUCACUCAGGUGAAGCUUCCAAUCAAGGCUCAGAAGGCGGUGGAGCGCAGCGUGGAUGUCAUGAGUAUGGAGGAAUUUGCUCAGGAGCUCUUGCAGGUGGAGAACAACUACAAAAAGGCUGUGCUUUCGGGAGAUGAGGGCGCUGUCAGCCAAGCUUUGGAGCCUGUUGAGGCAGUCCAAGCAUUUGCAUUCCCUGUGUCUGGUGAGCUCUGGAAAACCAGCUACAGGCUCCUGACGACCACCACACUUGAUGGAAUGAGCGAGCUGUCGGGGGUGAUUGACACAGAGAAGUACUAUCAGUCCAUUACAACUGAUGGGACUUCUUCGGGCGUCUACAGCGCGAGGAGGUGA